Messenger RNA from [Candida] anglica, 1667 nucleotides. Lineage: Eukaryota; Fungi; Ascomycota; Pichiomycetes; Serinales; Debaryomycetaceae. The record is from the annotation of a GenBank genome assembly.
CAAUUCUACCCCAUACUAUAUUGAGAUGUUCAGAACAUUGCAAAACAGAUUGGUUAGUGCCAAACCUGUAUUUCUUGCUGCUCAACGUGGAUAUGCUGUAAAGUCUGUCCCAUUGACUGCCGAAACAUAUUCGACUAAAGUUUCUAGAAAUCCAAAUUUCAAAAAACUUGAUGAACAAGACUUGCAACACUUCCUGUCUAUUCUUCAAGAUCCUCAUGGUUUAAUUACUGGUGAGGAUGAUCUUCUCUUCUACAAUGAAGAUUGGAUGCGUAAAUAUAGAGGUCAAUCUCAGCUUGUAUUAAAACCAAAAUCUACUGAACAAGUUUCGUCAAUCUUAAAGUACUGUAACGACCAAAAACUUGCGGUUGUUCCUCAAGGUGGUAACACCGGUUUAGUUGGUGGUUCUAACCCUGUUUUUGAUGAAAUCAUUAUUUCUUUGGCCGGAUUAAAUAAGAUAAGAUCAUUCAAUGAAGUCUCAGGUAUCUUAAAGUGUGAUGCUGGGUUGAUUUUGGAAAAUGCUGAUAAUUAUUUAGCUGAACAUGGUUACAUUUUCCCAUUGGAUUUAGGUGCUAAAGGUUCAUGUCAUGUUGGUGGUAAUGUUGCCACUAAUGCUGGUGGUUUAAGAUUGUUAAAAUACGGAUCUUUACAUGGAAGUGUUUUAGGUUUGGAAGCUGUCUUACCUGAUGGAACUAUUUAUAACUCUAUGGAAUCCUUAAGAAAGGACAAUACUGGAUAUGAUUUAAAGCAAUUAUUUAUUGGAUCUGAAGGUUCAUUGGGAAUAAUUACUGGUGUUUCUAUCUUAUGUCCUUCAAGACCACAAGUCUUUAACGUUGCGCUUUUGGGUGUUUCUUCGUAUGAAGCAGUUCAAAAGGUUUUCGUUGGUGCUCGUAAAGAACUUUCUGAAAUUUUAUCUGCAUUCGAAUUUAUGGAUGGUAAGUCUCAACUUUUAACUGGUCGUCAUUUAAAGAUUGACCAUCCAAUCGAAAGUGCUGAAUAUCCAUUCUAUAUUCUUAUUGAAACCAGUGGUUCUAAUAAGGAACAUGACGAUGAAAAGUUGGAAACUUUCUUGGCCAAUACCAUGGAAGAAGGUUUAGUUGAUGAUGGAAUUAUUGCUCAAGAUGAAACUCAAUUAAAGAACUUGUGGGCAUGGAGAGAAUCCAUUCCUGAAGCUUCUACCAUUGGUGGAGGUGUUUACAAAUAUGAUGUCUCCCUCCCAUUAAAAGACUUGUAUGGUUUAGUCGAAGCAGUUAAUGAGAAGCUUGUUGAAGCUGAUAUGGUUGGAUUUGAUGAUGAAUCUAAGCCAGUUGUUGAAGCUAUUGGUUACGGACAUGUUGGAGAUGGUAAUUUACAUCUUAAUGUUGCUGUUCGUGAAUACUCGAAAACAAUUGAACAAGUUUUAGAACCUUUUGUUUAUGAAUGGAUUCAAUCAAAGAAGGGAUCUAUUUCUGCUGAACAUGGUUUAGGUUUCCAAAAGAAGAAUUACAUUGGAUAUACCAAAAAUGACGUUGAAAUCAAAUUAAUGAAAGAUCUCAAGAAACAUUAUGAUCCAAAUGGAAUCAUGAACCCUUACAAGUACAUAUAAUUGAAUAAAUUUGGACAAUAAAUACUAUUUUGUAUGAUACUCAAAGCUUAAAAUAAAUAAAUCUAUUUAAUAUAAAUGAAUGAUU